AGUACUCAAAAAGCUCGGUUCAUGAUGCCAUAAUUGCACCAUCUCCAACUCUACGGGUACGGCUCCCGCCAUGUCUGGGAUGCUUGCUGACUCCCUCAUCAACAGCUGUUGCGAGGUUCGCCGAGCCUCUAGCUUUGACCUCAGUGUUUCCCUAUCUCCCUGAGAUGAUUGCCAGUUUUGGCGUCGAAAAGAACGAUGUCGCAAGAUGGGCAGGCUUCACGGGAGCCAUCUUCUCCGUGUCCCAGAGCCUCACAGCCGUCGCCUGGGGGAGGGCUUCCGAUAAGUUUGGACGAAAACCCGUUAUACUCACGGGCCUUGCUAGCACCAUGGUAUGCUUCCUGCUCUGGGGUAUGUCGACGAGUUUACCCAUGGCCAUCACUGUCCGUGCCAUUAUGGGAGGCGGCAACGGCAACGUCGGUAUCAUUAGAACCAUGGUAGCAGAGAUGGUGCCAGAAAGAGAGCUCCAACCAAAGGCUUUCUCCCUUAUGCCUCUUGUAUGGAGCAUCGGUUCCGUUUUUGGUCCUGCCUUUGGUGGCUUCUUUGCUCGACCUGCAGAACAGUACCCCGAAUUUUUCGGCCAUAUAGAAUAUUUCAAGCGUUAUCCUUUCGUUCUGCCCAACUUAAUGGCUUGCUGCGUUUUCUUCAUCUCCUUUAUGACUGGGUUGCUAUUCCUCAAGGAAACGCUCCAUAGCAAACGCCACCGACGCGACUGGGGCCUGCUCCUAGGAGAGAAACUUACCCGGCCCUUUAAGCGCCCCGAAGGACACGCAAAGCGGAGAAGGCUUUCUUUCGUCGACGACGAAGCAUCGGCGCCCUUGCUGGCCGACUCAGCCGCGCCGCGCUCCAAACAGAUCGCUUUGAGGACAGAACCCGUCACUCUCAAGGAGAUCUUCACCCAGCAGACCAGCAUUAACCUGCUGGCGUACACCUUCCUCGCUCUGCACUCGGUCGCGUACGACCAGGUCCUGCCCGUCUUCCUCAACUACCCCUGCGUGGUCCCCGACGAAACAAACACCCACCUCCCCUUCCAAUUCACGGGCGGAUUCGGUCUCAGCUCCGACAAGAUCGGUACCAUCUACACAGUCUACGGCAUUGCCUGCGGUGUGGUGCAGUUCCUCCUCUUCCCGACCCUCUGCGCCCGCUUCGGCGUGUUGACCUGCUACCGAGUCGCAACCCUCAUCUUCCCCCUAAUCUACUUCACCACCCCCUACACAGCCCUAAUCCGGUCCACCACAAUUCGUUACGCGAUUUUUCUCGCCAUCAUGCUCGUCAAGGGCUUCGUCGUCAUCAUCGGCUUCCCCUGCACCACCAUUCUGCUCACCAACUCGGCCUCGUCCUUGCGCAUCCUCGGCACCCUCAACGGCUUCGCCACCACCUUCAGCGGCCUCGGCCGCGCCGUCGGCCCCGCGGCCGUCGGCGCCGUCUUCAGCUGGGGCGCGCGCGAGGGCUACGCCGUCGCCCCCUGGUGGUUGCUCGGCGUGAUUGCCAUGGUCGGGGCCGUGCCAGCUUGGUUCAUUGUGGAGGGGGACGGGCCUGCGAGGGGUCUUGCUGAAGGACAGGUGGAAGACGAGGAGGAAGAGGAAAGUUUGCUUACGGGUGGGGAAAAUGGAAGGGGUUGGGAUGAUGGGGCUGCUGCGUUGGAGACGGUUAUUGGGGCGCCUGCUGAUCCUGGCGAAGAUGGCAGAGAGGGCAGGAAGGGAGGGAAGAAAGGGUAUGGGACCCUUGAAUAAGGUGUAUAGAGCGUUAAGGCGAUGAGGGGAUGCAGGUUAUAUGAGGGGUGCUACGAACGCCUAUGACGAUAUGACAUGGAUGGUAAUGACUGUCAUGGCAGUAUGUCAUUGGAUAUACGACGCUAUGUGGCCAUGCCAUGCGAGUUGGAUUUAUCUUGCAUAUCUGUAGAAGCGGAGUCAAGGUCCUCAGCCUGGCGUUGGGGUUAGCGGGAAAAAAGGUGACUGGAUAACUAGGGGUCUUCUGUAACCCAGAUGGAAUCAUAGAUGAAAACAAUCAAUGCUGA
This is a messenger RNA of Parathielavia appendiculata, 2014 nucleotides long. Its product is annotated as MFS general substrate transporter. Gene Ontology annotation, molecular function: transmembrane transporter activity. The transcript is spliced from 4 exons. Gene Ontology annotation, biological process: transmembrane transport. The record is from RefSeq and is a predicted model, not a curated record. The annotation marks the transcript as partial. Lineage: Eukaryota; Fungi; Ascomycota; Sordariomycetes; Sordariales; Chaetomiaceae.